AUGAACACCGCAAGCAUAACCAUCAUUCUGCUCACACUUCUGUCCAUCUUCUCAACAACUGAAGGGAUAAAGCAACCACGGGUUCUACGCUGCCUUUGCCCCAAAGUGCAGGCUGGUCUUAUUCCGUUCAGUGAUUUGAAGAGUGUGUGGCACCUCUCUCCUCGCCCACACUGUUCAAAGACUGAAGUCAUUGUCACACUCAAAAGGGGAGGUCAACUCUGCCUGGACCCAAAGAAACGUUUGGUGAAGAUUCUGGUGGAGAGAUCAACCAAAAGAAUGCAGGAAAGCAAACGUUCUAAAGAGGUUGGAAGCGUCACUCCUGCCCUGUUACACUUGUCAACCAAAUGA
Oncorhynchus mykiss (rainbow trout) is the source of this 348-nucleotide messenger RNA. It is a transcript of the gene cxcl8c, whose product is annotated as chemokine CXCL8c. NCBI's taxonomy places the organism in Eukaryota, Metazoa, Chordata, Actinopteri, Salmoniformes, Salmonidae. Gene Ontology annotation, biological process: chemotaxis; defense response; immune response. Gene Ontology annotation, cellular component: extracellular region. The record is from RefSeq and is marked provisional. Gene Ontology annotation, molecular function: chemokine activity.